This is a messenger RNA of Chrysemys picta bellii (western painted turtle), 1598 nucleotides long. The record is from RefSeq and is a predicted model, not a curated record. Lineage: Eukaryota; Metazoa; Chordata; Testudines; Emydidae.
AUGAUGGUCAUUGACCAGAUCACUCCGUUCUACUUUCUGCGGUGCUGCUCGGGGGCUCAGGGAAAAUUCGCCUACAAGCUGCUCCAUGACUUGUUUGCCAACUACUCCAACGCUCUGCGGCCGGUGGAGGACACGGACCGGGCGCUGAACGUGACCCUGCAGAUCACCCUGUCCCAGAUCAUCGACAGCGUGGUGAUCCGCUACGACGGGCAGGUGAUGUGGGACUCCCCUGCCAUCACCAAGAGCUCCUGCAAGGUGGACGUCUCCUAUUUCCCCUUCGACGGGCAGCAGUGCCGACUGACCUUCGGCUCGUGGACCUACAACGGCAACCAGAUCGACCUCCUGAAUGGGCUGGAUACGGGCGACCUGACGGACUUUGUGGACAACGUGGAGUGGGAGGUGCUGGGCAUGCCGGCCAAGAGGAACGUCAUCAUCUAUGGCUGCUGCUCCGAGCCCUACCCUGACAUCACCUACACGCUGCUCCUCAAGCGACGCGCCUCCUUCUACAUCUUCAACCUGCUCCUGCCCUGCAUCAUGAUCUCCUUCCUGGCCCCGCUGGGCUUCUACCUCCCAGCCGACUCCGGGGAGAAGGUCUCCUUGGGGGUGACGGUCCUGCUGGCACUCACCGUCUUCCAGCUGCUGGUGGCAGAGAGCAUGCCGCCCUCCGAGAACGUGCCGCUGAUCGGGAAGUAUUACAUCGCCACCAUGACCAUGAUCACGGCCUCCACCGCGCUGACCAUAUUCAUCAUGAACAUUCACCACUGCGGCCCAGGAGCCAAGCCCGUGCCCAAGUGGGCCAAGAAGUUCAUCCUGCAGUACAUGGCCCGGCUAUUCUUUGUCUACGAGGUGGGGGAGAGCUGCAAAAGUCCCAAACGGCAACUGGGCCACCUGCCCACGGUCCAGGUGGUGAGCGGCAGGGCCGCCAAGGAGGAGCAGAAAGCCCAGACAACGGAGGAGGACUCGGACGCGACGUGCCGGGAGAAGUCUCCGCAGCAGGAGUUGCUGCCGCAGAAAUUCAGCAGUCCCUCUGGCCAGCAGGACUGGAAAGAGACCGGGACACGUACGAACCUAGAGUGCGGCCGGGAGGGGCAGCAGCACCAAGUCUGUGGGAAGAGCCCGUGCCUUUGCCACCACAACAGCCUGAUGAGGAACGUCGAGUACAUCGCCAACUGCUUCCGGGACCAAAAGGCGGCUCAGAAACGGAGCGGUGAGUGGAAGAAAGUGGCCAAGGUCAUGGAUCGCAUCUUCAUGUGGAUCUUCUUUAUUAUGGUCUUCUUCAUGAGCAUGCUCAUCAUGGCCAAAGCCAUCUGAAGAGCCCUCGGCACGCAACGCCCGCUAGUUAGCUAGAACCUUUCCUCUCGCCCUGUUGGAGCUGUGGGUGCACACGGCUGGGUGGCCUGGGACGGUCCAUCCUGGCGCUGCUGUGGAAACUGUUGCAUGUGAGGUCUCACUAAUAGCAUGUUCUCCUAGUUCCGUAGAGAUCUAUUCUUUGGCAAUCCUAGAACCCGUUUUCCCCCACGAGGGCGGCACAUGUUACUGCUGCAGCCCCGUAGCUGGUUUGAAACGAUCACCACCCCGUGGAGCACCAGGGAGCUAAA